Molecule: messenger RNA, 1262 nt
Organism: Macrosteles quadrilineatus (aster leafhopper)
Lineage: Eukaryota; Metazoa; Arthropoda; Insecta; Hemiptera; Cicadellidae
Product: regucalcin-like
Exons: 7
Coding region: 105-1196 (363 amino acids)
Biological process (GO): L-ascorbic acid biosynthetic process
Molecular function (GO): calcium ion binding; gluconolactonase activity
Source: RefSeq, a predicted model, not a curated record
UAGCUACGUUAAUGAGAUUAACAGUGUGUGCAAUUCACAAACUGAAACCUACCAUUCGUCGUUGAACAAGCUUGUGAAGAAGUACAUCGGAAUUUUAUUCAAGAAUGGACAUCUUAUAUGUAUUGCUUGUAAUUGUUAUGGAUGCUUAUAUUUUGCCUGCUGUAAAAGCUAGUAAUACAGACUAUAAAAUUAGUACCGUAAGCUCUAACGUUGUUGGUGGGUUUACCGGAGGACUCUACUGGGAUGGUGAACAUAAUCGUCUAUACUGGCUAGAAAUUGGUCACGGUGAUGAUCCGACGUCUAUCGUCUGCUACGAUCCAAACACAGAGAAGACCUACAAGGCUACAAUUAUAGGAGAUAAGCUGAGACCUUUGUCCAUGGUAAUUCGAGUGAAAGGGACGCAGGACACGUUCCUUAUAGGAGUGGGAGGUGCUCUAGCUUUGAUACGGUGGGAUUGUACAAGUGAUAGAGAUAUCAAUCCUGUAGAGAUAUUCCGCUUGGAAGAUAUGCGAUUUAUUUAUGGAAAAGCGGAUGCUGAAGGAAGUCUUUGGGCUGGUACAUUGAAAUCAGGACCCAAACCAAGCUGGUACAACCCUAGAAGGUAUAGCUAUGCAUCAAUCUAUAAAAUUGACGAAGGGAAACAAUCAAAACGAAUUACUUCUGGAGAGGAUAUGAUGGACGGCUUUGAGUGGAGUUUGAAUAACAAAAAGUUCUAUUUUAUGGAUUCUUGGAGUCGUAAGAUGUAUGCGUAUCAGUACGAUAGCGGAAGAAAAAAGCUAAGUUCCGAAAAUGUGAUGGUUCGCACUUACACCGAAGACGGACCCUCACAUAAAAUAUCUAAAUACAUUUCUGGUUAUGGAAUCACGAUCGACAAUAACGGACAUUUGUGGAUCCCUGGAAACGGCCUGGGAAAGAUUUUUCAAAUCGAUAGUAAGUUUCCAGGAUCAUGGAGUAGAUUAUUAACAAUAAAGACAGAGAUUGCAUUAGCGGAUAUGUGGCCGACGUCUGUGUGUUUUGGUGGCAAAGACCUCGACAUUCUUUUCGUAACAACCACUCAUUUUGAUUGGACAAAGGAUCGCCAAGAGAUGUACCCAAAAUCUGGAAAUACGUUUAUGAUUACUGGGCUCGGGGUGACAGGAGCGAGACCCAGCAGUCCCGUAAAAAUAUCAAAUGAUCUGCUAAAGAAAUGCUGCUAGGAGGAAAGGAGUUUAAUUGACCAUUAUAUUCCAAAAACUGAAUAAAAAAACAUACGCAGACACUAA